Molecule: messenger RNA, 2892 nt
Organism: Coregonus sp. 'balchen'
Lineage: Eukaryota; Metazoa; Chordata; Actinopteri; Salmoniformes; Salmonidae
Source: the annotation of a GenBank genome assembly
AUGCUGUCCGGAGUUCAGCCGUGUUUCCAGCUGUUGAGAAUCGGCUCGUCCUCCACGGAUUCGGCUCGGGACCUGUACACGUUCCGGCCGGCGCUGACCCACUCAGUGUUUCGGCUGGGCCGUGCGGCAGAGCUGUGUGAUGUCACACUGGACUCAACGUCUGUGUCCCGGAUCCAUGCCGAGCUGCAUGCUGAGAGGGAUGCGGAGGGGGCGGCCGAGGGGGGCUGGAAGGUGCAGAUAAAGGACCGGAGCAGCCAUGGUGAGUUCCACACCAUCCCACAUGAUUACAGUACACCGCUCUUAGAAGAAUCACCAUCGUAGACAUCCAUCUAUGAUGUAGUCUGGUGUCUGUCAUUCUAUCGUUGGGAGGGUUUUGUUAUUUAUUAAAAAAACUAUUUAUACAUAUUCUACAACUACACACACUUAUGUUUAGAUUCCUUAGGUCUCAUUCAACUCUAUUCUACUAGCCUUUCAUCUAAUGAGCUUUCUCCUCCACCUUCCCAUGCCAGGUACCUGGGUAAAUGAAGUCCGUCUGCAGCCAAGUGUCCAAUGGGAGCUCUCAGAUGGUGACACACUCACCUUCGGCGGCCAAUCAGAGAGAGGGAGCCCAGAGUUCUACUUUCUCUUCCAGAAGGUUAGCGUGCGGCCGUUGGACUUCGACGCCAUCACCAUCCCCAAGGCCGGCACCUUCUCCUCCGACCUGAAGAACCGAAUCAGAACGAGCCUGGACCGCAAGGCGGUGGCCAACUUGGAUCUCUCCACGUUGUCCAUCAACAGGGCGACUGUCAUUCUGAAUUCCAUUGGAAGCCUGAGCAAGAUCAAUGGGACUCCUUGGACAUUUAAGAGGAGUGACGGCAAUAUCACAGACCCAAACUCCACCUCCCCGCCUUUUACAUCCUUGGUCCCGCCCUCCACCCCUCCUCCCUUUCCACCUACUACCUCUGUGGCCUCAUCCAAGUCACUCCCGCCGUCAUCCAAGAGCAGGCGCAAGUCAGCCCACACUGUCCUUCUGGAGGAUGGCAGCUCGGACGAGGCCAGGAACCAGCGAAGCUUGAAGGAUGGACAGAGAGGGACAAAGAGAAGGCGCCUCUACAAGUCUGAGUCUGAGGGUUUCCACGCUUCUUUACUCAAAACGGACCAGGAUGUACAACGACAGUUUGAACUGAAGCCUGUGCCUAAACCGAUCGCAAACUGUCACACAAUCGUCGCUAACGGCAAACUCAACCAUGUAUCCUUCAAUAUCAAUCAGAGGCGGGAGAUCGACCCCAACAAUCAAAGGACUGGCCCAAAUAUGAACAUCUCUGUGUUUCGCCAGCAGAAUGUUUUCUCGCCGCCAUCUUCUGGGCGGGGAAGGCGACGGGCUCACAGCUCCCCAGUGUACUCCCCUAUGGUGGUGGGAGGAGAGAGCUACUCGCUGGCGUCCCCGUCCCUGAGGAUCUGCAAAGAGGAGAGUGGACGGGCAGGACAGUUUGCCAGAUUUCACGUCACCACUGGGUGAGAAUGCCCUCAUGACAGCAUCCAAACUACAGUGAUGUUGCUCUAUCAUGUCAUAGUAUUUUUUUUUUCACUGUACAUUUUCCUUCUCUGUAAAUAUAUAUGCUCCGUUGUCUCUUCACAUUCUCAAAUAUAUAUUUUUGGUGAAAUAGAGUGAAUAUAUUGAAAGUCAAAUGUGACACUCACACACCUCGCUUUUCUCCUCCCUCCAGCAAGCGGCGGGGCAGACCAAGGAAGCACCCUCCUCCGCGGCCCUCCCUUCCCCCUCCUUCCUCUUCCUCGUCGUCCUCCUCAUCCUCGUCGUCCUCCUCUUCGAGCUCCUCCUCGUCCUCCUCAGAAGACGAAGAGGAGGGAGUGUCCCAGGGGGUGGAGCCGUGUGCCGCACCUCGCUGCCGCCUGCCCCAGCAGGACACGGUGCAGUGGGUCCAGUGUGACGACUGCGACGCCUGGUACCACCUGGACUGCCUGCACUGUGACCGCAAGAACCUCCUGCUGGACCCCAAUGAAGACUUCCACUGUGGCUGCCGCUGAUUCAGCAGGAGUGGAUCACAGCCCCCUAAACUACAGCACACUUAAUGCCUUAAUCAUACCACAAUGAAUUUGGGGCUUGUUUCUGGAAAAAAUACGAUUGUUGAUUAUAUGAUUAAAGUAGAUGUUGUACAGUGUUUGUGGAGGUUUUUAGGUGCGACUGAGGCUCUUUUGGACAGUGGGGCAGGUCUCAUGUACAUAAUAGUUAGAGGCAGCCCUAAACUGACAUUUUUCAUCCAAGUGUUCAUCCACGCUCGCUCUGUUGGGCAAUGAUUUGAGGUAAACAGUGAAAGCUAGAACUUGGGUUAGCAGUGGUAACCCCGGGGACUGAUAUGAACUGUGUUGAACUAUUUUAGCUACACAAAGGCUACUCUGGUGUACAGUACAAGUCUGGAAACAAGUAGAUAUACAGUAACAGACAGCAGGUUUAUAACUUUGUGAACUAUGUACUUCUAUAUCGGGUUGUGAAUAACCUGCUGUUGAUUGGGGCUAAUGAAGGUGGUAUUGGAGAAUUCACCGAAUUCAUAUCUGCAGUAACACAGUAUGCAUUGCAAUACUCUCAUAAUCACACAAUACGAAUAAUCGAGCAAGGAUAUGCUUAGCUUGGUUCUAUCCUGUUGAGUAAAGAUGUUUACGCAAAAAAGAUGACCAUGGGUUUUCUGUGUUCAUCUUAUCUUUAGUAGUUAAUGUUUUAAUCUUCCCUAAAAGACUGUUUUGAUAUUUUCGAUUUCAGAUCUAUAACAUGCUGACUUAUUUUUUUUCUUUGAAUUAACAUAAGCUUUCUGAUGACUUUGAUUUAUGUCUCUUAACAAUGUACCGUAUGCAUAUCUGUCCAUAACACAUAGGAACUCCACCCAAAAACUAUUUUGG